ACGUGCUGAGCGCGAGCGGGGGCUUCACUGGGAUGAUCAUUCCUUCGACCAAGAAUGGCCUCCGUUCAGAAAGGGAGUGUUAUUGUGAUCAUGGGUGUGAGUGGUUCUGGGAAAUCCACAAUAGGACAUAUGCUAGCAGAGGUCAUGGAGUGCAGAUUUCUUGACGCCGACGACUUCCACCCGGCAUCGAAUAAAGAGAAGAUGCGUAAAGGAAUCCCUCUCUCUGAGGAAGAUCGAAUCCCGUGGCUCGAAACACUACAGGACACCUUGCGUGAGAGCUUGCUGGACGGAAAAACCGCGGUUCUUGGCUGUUCUGCUCUGCGGAAGCAUUAUAGGGAAAUUCUAAGAUCCGCCGACCCGAAGUAUCAGUCAGGCAGCUUCUCUAGCUCAGUGAAGUUUGUGUUGCUGGAUGUGGAGGCCAAAGUCCUUGCCGCCCGACUACAGAUAAGAGCUGCAGAAGGGAAGCAUUUUAUGCCACCCUCGCUUUUGCAGUCUCAGCUGGAGUUGCUCCAGGUGGAUGAAGCAGAAGGCAUCUUGAAGGUUGAUGCUUCUUCGAGUCCGCAAGCAAUCGUGGCUAACAUUCAAGCUUCGAUUCUACAGUGUCGAGGUAACCCGUGAGUUGCUUCUGUACUUUGUAAUGCUAAGGAUUGCCCCGGGCCAUCGAAUUGGUGGGGGGGUUUCGAUAUGCUUUACACAUUGAGUUGGGAGGGAGCUGUGUUGAAACCUGACAUUAGAUGGAGUGAUUGUAUGAUCCUCACUUUACAUUUGCUGCUCAAUUUCAAUUUCUCUGUUAUAUUUUGAGUCAGAAAUGAGGACACAAAUUUUCUAGCUUUUAGCUUGCGCGUAGUACCGGCACCGGAGUUCCGGUCCAAGCUUGGCUUAUGCAGACAUAGGAAGCCAAGACAAGUACGGGCAGCAUGAGAUUACACCGAGGAGAUCAGAUGGAACUCGACUUCGCGCUUAAUGUUAAUGUCGGUUUUCCACACGCUUUCGCGAUGAAAACCGCGAUGCCGGAGCAAACUUGUUGGUCCAAGCUUUCCCUUGUUAGCGUUUGAUCUUUGCAUGAAGUGGCCCAUUGCAAUGGAAAUUGCUUUGGAUGAACUUCUAGACUCCACUUAGCGAUUUUAGUUGACUUUCAACAA
Molecule: messenger RNA, 1142 nt
Organism: Rhodamnia argentea
Lineage: Eukaryota; Viridiplantae; Streptophyta; Magnoliopsida; Myrtales; Myrtaceae
Product: gluconokinase
Exons: 4
Coding region: 55-618 (187 amino acids)
Cellular component (GO): cytoplasm
Molecular function (GO): gluconokinase activity
Source: RefSeq, a predicted model, not a curated record